Molecule: messenger RNA, 2101 nt
Organism: Saitoella complicata NRRL Y-17804
Lineage: Eukaryota; Fungi; Ascomycota; Saitoellomycetes; Saitoellales; Saitoellaceae
Exons: 5
Coding region: 72-1745 (557 amino acids)
Biological process (GO): protein sumoylation
Molecular function (GO): zinc ion binding; SUMO ligase activity
Source: RefSeq, a predicted model, not a curated record
ACGUUCAGCACCGGCCGACUUGCAACAGGACGGAGAACGGAGAACGGAGAACGGGAACCCGUGAAGGCAGCAUGAACGACUACCAGUCGCUCAUCCGCGUUAUGGAAACGAAAUAUCUGGUCAGCCAGCUGAAGGACGCCUUGCGUUCUCUGGGUUUACCUGUAAGCGGCAAUAAGCCCGAACUCCAGGAAAGGCUCAGGGGACACAUUCUUCGCGUUGUUCAGGGAGGUGAUGUUGCGGCUUACGAACGUAUCCGCCAAGCUAUCCCGCUAAGUCCUGGCCGUGGAGGUGGCGGAUUGGCACAGAACGCUUCCUAUGUGCCUACUUCAAGUAAAAGCUCGGGAGCUGCAGGAUCUCCUUCACACGGUCAGCUCGGAUAUGCUCCUGUCACGUCCAACGGUGUUCGGCCGCCAGCAGCACCCCCAGUGAAUCACAUCAAUUUCAGACAGAAUCCAUUCUACACGAUACUCGACUCAUGCAGUCAACUAGUCAUUUGUCAGGCGACACCUCAACAUAGAAACACCAUCAACAUCAAUUUUCGAAUGACUCCGUUCAGGCAAACCAAACUGGCUGAACCCGACCACAAACUGUACAUUUUCUGUGCAGCAGCUGACUUUUCUCCGUUUCAGCCGACGUUGGUUGAGUUCCCGGUACAAGCAGAGUUUCGCGUGAACGACUUGCCCAUCAAGGCCAACUUGCGUGGCAUAAAGAUCAAAGGGGGUGUGAAGCCGGGCACGCAAAGUCCAGUAGACAUGACAUCAGUGUACAGACCAAGUCCAGCUGAUUAUCGUGUUGAAAUGACUUAUGCGUAUACGAAUAAGCGAUACGCAGUUGUGGUCAAUCUGGUAAAGAAACAUACGGUGAAGGAACUCGUGGACAAGAUCCGUCAAGGAAAAGUCUUGACGAGAGAAUAUGUUGUUCAUAAAAUCAAGAAAGACGCGGAAGACGCGGACAUUGUCACGACCUCUGCUGCUCUUUCGCUAAAGGACCCCCUUGGCUUUUGUCGUAUCAAUUUGCCUUGCAGGGGCUUGGCGUGUGAGCAUUUGCAAUGCUUUGAUGGCGAGAUAUUUCUCCAAUUGAACGAGCAGACGCCAACAUGGCAGUGCCCGAUAUGUGAACGUCCAAUACAGUCUAUUGAGGACAUUGCAGUUGAUGGAUAUUUUCAGGACAUCUUGAACAAAGUCUCAAGCUCAAUAGAGUCAGUUCUCGUUGACGAUGAAGGUGCCUGGACAGCGAAAACCGCGGAUCAAGAGGAAACAGCUACACCAUCAGAACAUCUAAUGAAAGCAGAAGUGUUUGAUCUAGAUGGAGACGAUACUGCUCUUAUUCCUAAAGCAGAAGCCAGCGCAACAGCAUCCCCUAUACCAGCAACCCCGGCGAGAUCUUCAGUCAGAAAACGUCCUCCCCCUGAGAUCAUUGAUUUGACAAGUGAUGCUGAGGAUGAGAUUGGAGGAAGUGAAGAGCCAGAAGCUAAGAGGCAGAGAACGUCUGAAGGUACGGAUGUGCUGCGCACUUCCACAAAUGGUUCAAGUGUCUCUCCGCAAGACCAGUGUCGUCUAGCAUUCCGGAUUCCCACCGGUGCGGCACCGCUUCCAAAUCCUGCAGGGCAAAUAGAGAACGCCUUUCCUGAUGUCGGAGAGCGCAGGGGUUUGGCGCAGACGAAUGGCUCUCUUCCUGCAGCUGUCGUCAGUCCAUCUAUUGCCGAUUUUCCGGCACACAAUACUACGCUGCCACGCCAUGGUUAGCUCCGAUCAGUUCUUGAGUAUAUAGAAUGAGGUGCUAUGCUUGCAAGUUAUGGAAGAGAGUGAGAAGGUGUUUUCAGAUGCAUUGCUUGCGGUGUUUGGGUUGCAUUAUGGGUUAUGUAAGGAUUUGGCGUUUCUGGUUUACAUAUAUUACGGGACCAUACUAUAUAGGACGCAGGCCUCAGACAUUGCAAUGGCAGAUGUCGAGGGUCAUCAGUGCUAAUUCCCUUACUGAAUAUCCAGGUGUAAGGGUGUACGGGUGUGUUCGACUGCGAUUCCAUUCCCUUCGCCCUGAAUUGCCCAGCUGCUGCUCGAUUGUGUGGGGUAACGUGAGCGUACGUGAUCGUGCAUAGCCUCGU